Messenger RNA from Cicer arietinum (chickpea), 1342 nucleotides. Its product is annotated as peroxisomal membrane protein 11C. The record is from RefSeq and is a predicted model, not a curated record. Gene Ontology annotation, cellular component: peroxisomal membrane. NCBI's taxonomy places the organism in Eukaryota, Viridiplantae, Streptophyta, Magnoliopsida, Fabales, Fabaceae. Gene Ontology annotation, biological process: peroxisome fission.
UUGAACUGGGUACUGCAAUGCAACAUGCAAAUCCCAAUAGAUAACUCUAACAUCAAACGAAUCAUGUUGUGAGUUGCAAUUUCCAAAUUGAAACAACGUGUGGCCGGUUUACAUCGGACUCAUCGAACGGUUCAACAAUUUUACAUAUACUCUACUGGAUAUAGUAUAGUGACGAAACUUAAGCACAAUAAUCCUUUUUUUUUGUUUGUUUAGGGAAAUACCACAACCAAACAAGCCCUUAUCAUAACUCUAUCUUUCACAGGCCCAAUUUAUACAACUCUUUCUUCUCGCCAGUUUUUGAUUAUCCAACACAAUUUCUCUUCUCCAUUUCUUUCGUGAUCACUAAUUUGCAUAGAAAAUGAGUACAUUGGAUGCAACUAGGGCAGAACUUGGCCUUCUUGUUCUGUAUUUGAACAAGGCUGAGGCAAGGGACAAGAUAUGCAGAGCAAUUCAAUAUGGUUCCAAAUUUCUGAGUAAUGGGGAACCUGGUACUGCACAGAAUGUAGACAAAACAACCAGCUUAGCACGAAAAGUUUUUCGUCUAUUUAAGUUUGUCAAUGAUCUGCAUGCUCUGAUAAGUCCAACACCACAGGGUACACCCCUCCCCCUAAUUCUGUUGGGAAAGUCCAAGAAUGGACUACUGUCCACUUUCUUGUUUCUUGAUCAAAUUGUGUGGCUCGGCAGAACCGGUAUCUACAAGAAUAAGGAACGUACUGAACUGAUUGGCCGGAUUUCUAUGUACUGUUGGCUCGGUUCCACAAUUUGUACCACCUUAAUUGAGCUCGGGGAGCUUGGAAGACUCUCUGGAUCAAUGAAGAAGUUAGAGAAAGAACUCAAGAGCAGUAAUAAAUAUGAUAAUGAGCAAUACCAGGCCAAGCUGAAAAAGUCGAAUGAGAGGACUCUAGCACUUAUCAAAGCAAGCAUCGAUACAGUGGUAGCAGUUGGGUUGCUUCAGUUGGCACCUACCAAAGUCACUCCCCGUGUUACUGGAGCUUUUGGAUUUGUUUCAUCUCUAAUAUCUUGUUAUCAGUUGCUUCCUCCUGCCCCUGCCAAGUCAAAAUCAUUGUAAGCAUGGAACAAUAGAUUGGCUCCUUUCAUGCUUCAUUGUUAUUAAAUAAUUGUAUGAAUUUAUCAGGAGAUGUUAAUUGGUAUGGUUCUCGUCUUAGUAGAAAACAAGGCCCUGUUUGGAGUUGUUUUCAAAAACCAUUUUGUCGUUUCGGAUUCGGUCCUUCAAACUCUUUCAAUUAUUAUAGAUAUUCAAUGUCAAUUUAGCCCUUUAAUCUUUUAUUGUUAAGAUUACAUCAAAUAUGACAAUAUAUUGAAUUUAUAUCAUUGGAAAGAA